GUAGGAUUCGCGUCGAUUUUGGGAGAUUUUCUGUGGGUUUUGAUGUUGUUUUAAAUAUUUUGUUUUAUUUUUCUUAUUUUUUUUUCAAAAUUUAGUGAUGUUGGAUUUUCGGAAAGGUGCGGAAUUUGAGGGUUAAGGUUUUUGCGAGGUUAGGAUUAGGGUUUUUGGAGGGGUGGUGGGUUUGGUGAUGGAUGAAAACUCUGAGUUUGAAGAAGUAGAAGCUUGCUUUCACGAAGAUGAAGACGAUAAUAUUAACCUCGAUUCCGCCUUCUCUUACAUUGAUGAGAAGAUUAAAAACGUUUUGGGCCAUUUUCAAAAAGAUUUUGAAGGUGAAGUUUCUGCAGAAAAUUUGGGGCCAAAAUUUGGUGGAUAUGGCUCUUUUUUGCCUACCUAUGAACGUUCUUCUCCAAGAUUAUCACAUCCGAAGACACCACAGAGAAACUCCUCAACCAACAAUUUCUCUAUGGAGGGUGCAUAUCAGAAUUUGAAAGCUCCUCCAAAUGCCCCCCCAAUUGGGAGACCAGGGAACAUUUCCUGCCCAAGUAGCAAUAUUGCAGCUAAACAUGAUAUGCAUUUGACUUCUUCUCAAGUUGCUGAGAAGUCUUCCUUGAAGGAUGAGAGUUUUAAAAGAGAAGAGAUUCCAAGUGAUCAGAAGACAUUGAAGGUUCGAAUUAAAAUGGGGUAUGAUAAAAAAGAACAAAAAGUUGCUGCAAUCUAUAGUGGUCUUGGGCUUGAUUUUUCUCCAUCUUCGUCAUUGGGGAGCAGUCCUGAUGACAGUGGAGGAACAAUAAAGAUAUCUCAAGAAACCCCUAGCGAAACACCCUCUAGCAUUCUUCAGGUUAUGACUUCCAAUCAUGUCCCUGGUGGUGUGCUCAUAUCUCCUCUUCAUGACAGCUUGCCAUGCUUAUUUAGAAAGGAAAAGGAAAGACCUUCUAGAGAAAAUAAAUCCAUCCCAUUGUUCAAGGCAUGCCAAAAACAUCCUUCCAUGUUAGUAGAUGAGUCCGUUUUGGGUAAUAGAAAACAACUAAAUGAGAAGAAAACAAUUUUUUUAAUUGGGAAAAAUGAAGAGCUGGUGGAAUCAAAGCAUGGAAAUCGCAUGAAUGUUGAGAGUGGGAAGACAUUGCUUAUAAAAAAGAAGCAUGAAACUGAGAUUGCAGGAGGGGAGUCAUUUCCCAAUGACUUGAAACACACAGUUCCAACUAGUUCAGUGAAUAUUGCUGUGGAAGCCACCACCAGGGUCUGUGAUGUGUCUGCAGAAGCUAAUCAGAAUGCAUUGAGGGGUGGAUUGUUUUCCUCUGACUCUGCAAAAGAGGAUUCCUUGGAGUCAAUAUCUGGAAGGAGUAAAUCGAGUGAUAAGAGAAAGAAGCGGGAUAAGCGGAGUAGUUUAGAUGAAAAGGGUUGGGAACAAAGUAUAGAUAAUUCCAAUAAGAAUGCUUCACUUCACCUUGGGGACAAUGUUGGGAGCAAAUGCUACCAAAACUCCGCUCCUUCUAAACUUGAGGAAGAUUCAAAAGAAAAGGUUGGUCAGAUAGCUACAUUUCGUGUACAAAUUAAAAUAAGUAUUCCCUCCAAGAAGGAAAAGACAUUGUCCGAAGGCAAGAAGUCAAAAGGUAGCAAAAAUAAUGGAGAAGUUGCUGAUUCUUUGAAGGAAAGCUUGAAACCUGAUGCGGUUGCGACCCUUAAAGAUACCACUUGUUCUAGUCAAGGUUUUUCUUCAGGUAAAGAAAAGAUUCGGAAAUUGAAGUUACAGAAGGGUAUUAACAAGGUCCAAGAUAAUCAUAGAGAUGCACAAAAAACAAAUUUCGAACAGAAAAGUGGCCAAAUGGAGCCAACAAUGAGGCAUUUUCAGAAUAGGCCAAAAGAUUAUUGUCCAAUGAAUUUUGAGAUGGAGCAAACUGGCUAUUUGGAUAAAUCAAAGGCAAAAUUUAGUGGAAGGAUGGUUGAUAAUCAGCUGUCUGGAGUGGAUGCUCCAGAUGCGGUUCCUCUCCUCACUGAUAAGAGACUUGCUGCUCAGACAGCUGCACCAGCUGCAACUGCUCCUGUAGUCAUAAAAGAAAAUUGGGUUCAAUGUGAUAGUUGUCACAAGUGGCGACUAUUACCUUUUGAUACUAGACCAGAACAACUCCCUGAGAAGUGGUUGUGUAGUAUGCUUAACUGGCUGCCAAGAAUGAACCGGUGUGACAUUAGUGAGGAUGACACAACAAAAGCUCUCAAUGCAUUAUACCAGGUUCCAGUUGCUGAGAAUCAAAAUAACUCACAAAAUCAUGCCAAUGGAAGAAAGAAGAACCAUGAUCUUAAGGAAGUGCUGAAAGAAGGUAGCAGUGGCCUGAAUCAGAUGUCAAACUCUAGAAAAAAACAACAGAAGGAAUCUUUGAAAAGUAAGAGUCUAAAUGACAUGACUAAGGCUCCCGUUGUAUCAAUUGUCAUGAAGAAAUUCACCUUUGAAGAGAAAGAAAGGCUUCUAGUUGGAGGUGAGACCAAGAAAGCAAAGAUGAAAAACAAGAGGGAGUCUGGUCCUUAUGUAUAUGAAGGUUCAAAGAAAAGCAAAGCAGAAAUAGAACACACUACCGACAAACAUCACAGUUCUAACUUAGAUCACAUAAGGGUGGGCCUUAAUUCAAGCACUAGCUUGCCAAUUCAAGCGAAUGGAAGCAGCGUGCAGAAUUACAAUGGGGGCUCUAAUUCUGGGGACGUAAAACAUGAUAUUAAAGAAAAAUCAGUAGCUUCUGUGAAGAAAAUUGUGGAUCAAACUCGGGCCUCAUCAGACGGUAGAUCAUUAGACAUGAGAAUAUGUGAUAAAAGGGCUCCUCUCAAGAAAAGGAAAUUGGAGAACUGGCAGGACAGUCAAAUUGGGAAUGAUUCAUGCAUGAGGGAAGAAAGUAGAGGGAGUGGCUUUAGGAAUGAAAAGAAGUUACGGUUUUCUAAGAUUGAGGGGCAGCAGUCCAAUAGAAAUGAUGGUGAUGGUACACCUAACAGGAAAAGUAUGGAUCACUUGAUUGGUGGCAUUGAAGUCCGAUGUAUUGAUAGGAACCAGAAAUUAAGUAAGCACAAGAAAAAGUCCUCAUCUCAAAAAGAAUUGGAUGGCCUUGAUUCAUUGAAAAGGGAUUCCGGAACUGGACAAAUUUCGGUACCAGCAACUUCUAGCCCUUCAAAGGUUUCCAGUUCUCGUAAAAUCCGAGCAAAUUUUGAAGAAGCAAGGGGUUCGCCGGUUGAAUCAGCGUCUUCAUCUCCAAUGAGAACCUCAUAUCCGGAAAAGCUUGCAUCAACUGCUGGUUCAGGAAAGGAUGCUGCAAAUAGUGGCAUUCCUUCAAGUGGCAAUUUUAGAAGAUGUUGGAAUGGGAAAGGUACUUUUGAGCUUGCUCAAUCUGGUACAGAAAUGGAAGAGAAUAUGUCAGGUGAUUUUAACCCUGGAUCCCAUAAAUCUUCUACCUUGGAUUAUCGGGAUAAAGAUUCUAUUUGCAAAAUCAGCAUUAGAAGUAGACCUUCUUCUAGGUUGGGGAAUAGCCAUGUGCUCAAUGGUGAUUCUCAUUCUGCUGAGAAUGUGCAGCAUACUAUUGAAAGUUCCCAUAAUGAGGGUAUACUGAACAAGGAGUGUGGUGGCAAUGCAUUAUUUUCUAAGAAAUCUAAGAAUGCUUCUACUUUACAGAAAAAAGACAGUAAAAGAAGUUCCGCUGCAGAUAAGAUGGAGGACAAGAAGAACUAUUCUGGAAGGAGGAAUCCUUCAGGAAAACCAUCAAGUGAUAGUAGAAUGGAGACCCAAUUGGAUAUAAAGAUGAUGACGUUGAUGUAA
Hibiscus syriacus is the source of this 3790-nucleotide messenger RNA. Its product is annotated as cysteine-tryptophan domain-containing zinc finger protein 7-like. The coding region runs from base 188 to 3790 and encodes 1200 amino acids. NCBI's taxonomy places the organism in Eukaryota, Viridiplantae, Streptophyta, Magnoliopsida, Malvales, Malvaceae. The record is from RefSeq and is a predicted model, not a curated record. Gene Ontology annotation, molecular function: zinc ion binding. The transcript has 8 exons.